AUGAUUCGAACUUCGUAUUAUUUGUGUACAUUAAUUGUUAUUGAAGUAGUUAAAUAUGUGAAUUCUCAUCAACAAGGAAAUCCAAAUUCUGAUCCUUAUCAUUCACCACAGCCUGUUCAAGAACAACAACAACAACUUCAGGCUUAUGACUAUUCUCCUUAUAAUUACAAUAAUCCUCAAUCAUCUUCUUCUUUUGGCAAACGAAAUCCAGAUAGUAAUCGAUAUUAUCCAAAUUUAAAUUCGCAAAAAUCAUCAUCAAGAACUCCAGAAAACUAUUAUACAAAUCCUGAGAAUCCACCUGCGCGUUCAACAUCACAGUGCAAGUUACACAUCAACUGUCCAAAUGCAAGAAAUCGCGUCACCUUAGAUAUUCAGGGACCCGCAGGUCCACCGGGUCCACCAGGAAAACAAGGAUUACAGGGACCUUCGGGACCUCCCGGUUUGCCUGGACCAAGAGGUCGAGAUGGUUACGUUGGAGUUAAAUCUGCCUUUUUUGCCGCCUUAAACGGAACAUUUGUUUUACAAGGCGAUACAGCCAUCAUUGUAUGGGAUGAAAUAAUACUGAAUUAUAACGAUCAUUUAAACAAAACAGCUGGAAUUUAUUUUGCACCUAUUACUGGUUUGUACGAGUUUAGUCUAACCGUAUGUGCUCCAGCUAAUUAUAUUGCAAGUGUAUCUUUAUGUAAGAAUAGUGAAAAUGUCAUUCCGUUAUGGGUUGAGGGAUAUUUAACGACCAUUAAAAAUCAAAAAGUGCCUGUGUGGAAUACAGCAUCUACAACUGUUGUAUUGUAUUUGAAUAAAGGUGAUCGAAUUUAUGUACGUGCACAAUCACGAUCUGACGAUGAUUAUAAUUUCAAAACACAUUUGUACGGUUGGAAAUAUUCGACAUUUGGAGGUUACUUGAUACAUGAAGAACUUUAG
Molecule: messenger RNA, 921 nt
Organism: Didymodactylos carnosus
Lineage: Eukaryota; Metazoa; Rotifera; Eurotatoria; Philodinida; Philodinidae
Source: the annotation of a GenBank genome assembly